Molecule: messenger RNA, 339 nt
Organism: Glycine soja
Lineage: Eukaryota; Viridiplantae; Streptophyta; Magnoliopsida; Fabales; Fabaceae
Product: PRA1 family protein D-like
Exons: 2
Coding region: 1-339 (112 amino acids)
Biological process (GO): vesicle-mediated transport
Cellular component (GO): endoplasmic reticulum; Golgi apparatus
Source: RefSeq, a predicted model, not a curated record
AUGGGUUUAGGAGGAGUGUUGAUGCAAAAUGGUCGAGGAGUGGCCUAUGCUUCUAGACAACUUAAGACUCAUGAUAGGAAUUAUUCCAUCCAUGAUCUGGAGUUGGCUGUUGUAGUUUUUGCCCUUAAGCACCCAGUCUCGAUCAUCGUGUACUUGGUGGCAUGGUUCUUCCUCUACUUCUUCCACGACGAGUCUAUGGUGGUGUUCGGCACCAGGGUGGAUGAUGGAGUGGUGGUGGUGAUUCUUGUGGCAGCGACACUCAUGGGAUUGGUGCUCAUUGGCGUGUGGGUGAACGUGGUGGGUUCGGGGAUCGUUGGCGUUGAGUAUACUAAUAUUUAG